GAUUGCUGCAGCACAAAGCACUGGCUCUGGAGCUUUAUGAAAGCUUCAAGCCGAAGCCCUGAGAGCUCCGGCUGUGAAUGCACUUCACUUUGGACCCAGAAUAUCCUGGGGCUCCUCAGGCCUCCACAGAGGGAAAACCAAAGCACAGGCGACUCCGCGGCGGGGUUGUAAUGGCGGCGCCUCCUGCUAGCCCAGACCGCACCCGGCUGCUCCAAAUCUGCCUUCUCCUGGGGGUUCUGGGGGAAAUUAGGGCCGAACAGAUCCGCUACUCGGUGUUUGAGGAGCAGGAAGAAGGCUCAGUGGUGGGCAACAUCGCCAAGGACCUGGGGUUGGCGCCCCGGGAGCUGGUGGAGCGCGGAGUCCGCAUCGUCUCCAGAGGUAGGACGCAGCUUUUCGCCCUGAACCCGCGCAGCGGCAGUUUGGUCACCGCGGGUAGGAUAGACCGGGAGGAGCUCUGCGACAGAUCUCCAAACUGUGUGACAAUACUGGAGAUUCUCCUAGAAGAUACAGUGAAGAUUUUGCGGGUAGAGGUGGAAAUAAUCGAUGUUAAUGAUAACCCACCCAGUUUUGGGACAGAGCAGAGGGAAAUAAAAGUUGCUGAAAAUGAAAAUCCUGGGACAAGAUUUCCUCUUCCUGAAGCUUUUGAUCCGGAUGUAGGGGUAAACUGCCUGCAGGGUUACCAGCUCAACUCAAACGGUUACUUUUCCCUGGACGUGCAAAGCGGGGCCGAUGGGAUUAAGUACCCAGAGCUGGUGCUGGAACGUGCUCUAGAUCGCGAGGAAGAGGCGGUUCACCACCUCGUUCUCACCGCCUUCGACGGAGGUGACCCGGUUCGCUCUGGCACUGCCAGGAUUCUCAUAAUACUUGUGGAUACCAACGAUAAUGCUCCCCUGUUCACUCAGCCCAAGUACCACGUAAGUGUUCGUGAGCACGUUCCUGUAGGCACUCGGCUACUCACCGUAAAAGCCACUGAUCCAGAUGAAGGAGCCAAUGGAGACGUGACGUAUUCUUUCCGGAAAGUAAGAGACAAAAUAUCACAGCUAUUUCAGUUAAAUUCUCUGAGUGGGGAUAUAACAAUAUUGGGGGAUCUAGAUUAUGAGGACUCUGGAUUCUAUGACAUAGAUGUAGAAGCCCAUGAUGGGCCUGGUCUCCGGGCUAGAAGCAAGGUACUGGUGACAGUUCUGGAUGAAAAUGACAACGCACCAGAAGUCACAGUUACAUCUCUCACCAGCUCAGUCCAGGAAACUUCUUCCCCGGGUACAGUAAUUGCACUUUUCAACGUGCAUGACAGUGACUCAGGAGGAAAUGGCCUAGUCACAUGUUCUAUUCCAGAUAAUCUGCCAUUCAUACUUGAAAAGACCUAUGAAAAUUAUUAUCGGUUGUUGACACACAGAACACUGGACAGGGAAGAAGUCUCAGAAUAUAACAUCACUGUAACUGCAACUGACCAGGGAAUUCCUCCACUGUCUACAGAAACUCAUAUUUCACUGCAGGUGAUGGACAUCAAUGACAACCCACCCACUUUCCCUCAUGCUUCCUACUCUGCCUACAUUCCUGAAAACAACCCCAGAGGAGCCUCCAUCUUAUCUAUGACUGCUCAAGAUGCUGACAGUGGUGACAAUGCCCUAAUCACUUACUCCCUGGCCGAAGACACCUUCCAGGAUGCACCCCUGUCCUCCUAUGUCUCCAUCAACUCCAAUACUGGGAUCCUAUAUGCACUUCGUUCCUUCGACUAUGAGCAGCUUAGAGACCUGCAGUUACUGGUGACAGCCAGUGACAGUGGAGACCCUCCACUCAGCAGCAAUGUGUCAGUGAGCCUCUUUGUGCUGGACCAGAACGACAAUGUCCCUGAGAUCCUGUACCCCACCUUCCCUACAGAUGGCUCCACUGGUGUGGAGCUGGCACCCCGCUCCGCAGAUUCCGGCUACUUGGUGACCAAAGUGGUGGCAGUGGACAGAGACUCAGGCCAGAAUGCCUGGCUGUCCUACCGCCUACUCAAGGCCAGCGAGCCGGGACUAUUUGCAGUGGGGCUGCACACAGGCGAGGUGCGCACCGCACGGGCCCUGCUGGACAGAGAUGCGCUCAAGCAGAGCCUUGUAGUGGUCGUCCAGGACCAUGGCCAGCCCCCUCUCUCGGCCACCGUCACACUCACUGUGGCUGUGGCCAACAGCAUCCCAGAUGUCCUGGCUGACUUGGGCAGCCUCAAGCCUUCAGCAGACCCAGACGACUCGGGCCUCACACUCUAUCUCGUGGUGGCAGUGGCCGCUGUCUCCUGCGUCUUCCUGGCUUUUGUCAUGGUGCUGCUAGCACUCAAGCUGAGACGCUGGCACAAGUCACGCCUGCUUCACGGUGAAGGCAGCAGGUUGGCAGGUGUGCCUGCCUCGCACUUUGUGGGCGUGGACGGGGUUCGGGCUUUCCUGCAGACCUACUCCCACGAGGUCUCCCUCACCGCGGACUCGAGGAAGAGUCAUCUGAUCUUCCCCCAGCCCAACUAUGCAGACACGCUCAUCAGCCAGGAGAGCUGUGAGAAAAGCGAGCCUCUUCUGAUAACUCAGGAUUUACUUGAAACAAAAGGAGACCUUAAUCUUCAGGUGUUACUGCAAAGAUACAAGAGACCUGUGAAAUAGAAGGCAAUUGUGUAAAUUCACGUUUACAAUAUUCUUUCUCAUGAAGUUAUUAUUGGAUCUGGACUGAGGAUUUUUUAAUUUCCUAUUUUUACACUGUACCAUGCUUUACUUGAAGUUUACUUUUCCUUCCUUGAAAGGGUAUUUUGCAUUAUAAUAGGCAACAUUAAUUUAAGAAUACUGGCAACUUAUGAGUUUAACUUUUAGAUAUAACUUUAACAGGAUAUUUUCUCAAUGAACUGUUACAUUUCAAAUAUUUUCUUGUUGCUGUUCUGAGAUGCGCCAGCGGUGACUAUACGUGAUUCCUUUGGUGCACUCCUGUGAUUAUGAGAAAUAUUUGAAAGUUAAUUUCACUCAUAUUUAAGUAGAUUCUAGAAGUAACUUUAAUAAUUUUUAAAUUGCCUAUCAUGACAUCCCUAUUGAGACUUUCUUGAUUUCUUUUGUUGUUGUUGUUGUUGAAAAGAUAUAUAUAUAUAUAUUUAGAAUUAGGCAGCUGGACUCAGUUUAGAUGAUCCCAAUUUUGUUGG
This is a messenger RNA of Cercocebus atys (sooty mangabey), 3151 nucleotides long. RefSeq names its product protocadherin gamma-A4. NCBI's taxonomy places the organism in Eukaryota, Metazoa, Chordata, Mammalia, Primates, Cercopithecidae. The transcript is spliced from 2 exons. The coding region runs from base 78 to 2627 and encodes 849 amino acids. Gene Ontology annotation, cellular component: plasma membrane. Gene Ontology annotation, molecular function: calcium ion binding. Gene Ontology annotation, biological process: homophilic cell-cell adhesion. The record is from RefSeq and is a predicted model, not a curated record.